AUGGUUGUUGAGUACAUAUUACAAGCAGUUGGUGUUUUUGGAAUUGUAUACGUUGGCUACAGGAUUCUCAAAUUGUCGUGGAACUUGUUUUAUCCAUAUGUUUUUGGUUGCACAAGGAAUUUGAAGAAACUGGCUGGAGCUAAUGUGGCUGGUAAGUUAAUUUCUUAAAUGUCUAUUAAAAAUUUAGUGAUAACUGGAGCUACGGAUGGUAUUGGCAAGGCUUUUGCCUUUGAGUUGGCUGCAAAAGGUUUUGAUUUGGUGUUGGUUUCACGAACUCAAAGUAAAUUGGAUCAAACUGCGGCUGAUAUUGGGAGUGCAUAUGAUAAUAUCAAAGUAGACACGAUUGCUUUCGAUUUUUCUGAAACUAAUGUUGAUGUAUAUCAAGAAAAAUUGUUCAACGAGUUAGAUAAAUACCAAAUUGGGGUUUUAGGUAAGGUUUUUGAAGAUUUUAUAUUGUUUUAGAUAUUAACUUACUUUAAGUCGGAAUUUAUUUGUUUUUAUUUAUAACUUUUUUGAAAAGGUUAAAGACUUGAAUUUUUGAGGCAUUAUAGAUUAUUCUUUGUGUCAACUAACUAAAUUCAGUUAAUUUUUUAAUUUGUUUGUUCUGUAAAGUUAUGACGACAUAAAUUCUUCCUAUACCUAUACCAAAAAUUAAUAUUAUUUUUGCUGUCUAAUACCUACGAAUUUCAGUGAACAAUGUUGGAAUGGCGCCAGAAUAUCCAGACAUUUUGUCUGAGUUGCCAUACAAAGAGAUCUCAAACGUUUUGGAGAUAAGCGCGUUACCUACAACAAUGUUAUGUGCGAAUGUGCUAAAACAGAUGAAUAACAGGCAUAAGGGUGUGGUAAUCAACGUCUCAUCGGCCGCUUCAAAACACACUUUAGCCUAUUGGAGUGUGUAUUCGGCUUCAAAGAUGUACGUUAACUGGUUAAGCGCUAUUUUGAGGAAGGAAUAUAGUGGUAGUGGCAUUACUAUACAGACCUUGACGCCUAUGAUGGUGGCAACGAAAAUGGCGAAGAUGGACAAGACUGGGUUGUUCGUGCCUUCUGUAAGUUGCUAUUUUGUUUUUUGUUGAAAUUUUAGGUUUGGAAAGAGUAGAAGUGGAGGAUUUGGUUAAAAGUACCAUGAAUAACAUCAAAUAUUGAAGGUCUUUUUUAGUUUUUUUUUUUGGUCUAACUUUUAUUAAAGUUGCCCUAAAGACUUGAAACUGUGUCUAAAAGCAGAUAAUUUACCUUGUUACCUAAACGAAAAAACAAAAUUUUGAAAUUUUUUAAAAUUUUAAAAUUAUAGUUAAAAAAGAAUGGCACAAUCAAAAAAAUCUUUAAAUUCUGCUAUUGAAGUCAGAAAAUUGAAGCUCAAAAACUUUAAAAAAACUGCCAUUUUCAGCCAGCCAAGUACGCUAAAAGUGCUCUAAAGACGGUGGGACUAGCUAACGAAACCUCUGGCUAUUUCUUCCAUCAAUGUCAAGUUGAAUUUGGCUUUAAAUUGGCACCAGGCUUCGUAUUGGACAUGCUUUCCGGCUUUGAAUCAAGGAAAAUAAAGAAGAGAUACUUGGACAAUCAACGAUUAUUGGCUCAAAGUCAAUCAUAA
This is a messenger RNA of Bursaphelenchus okinawaensis, 1588 nucleotides long. Lineage: Eukaryota; Metazoa; Nematoda; Chromadorea; Rhabditida; Aphelenchoididae. The record is from the annotation of a GenBank genome assembly.